AAAAAAAAAUAAGAACAUCUGGAUUGGAUUUUAAGAGGAGCUUGGGAAGCCCUCUCGCAGAGAAAAACCCUAACGGUUCGCUACCGCCACCUUCAAUGGCAUCCUCCUCGAACGACGACCUCUCUCUUUCCCAAACCCUAAUCUCGGAACCCGUUUCGGCUGAGCAAACUCGGCUGUCUGAUCCAGAACCCGUCGAUGACGCCAUCGUGGGGGACAAGCGGAAGCGCUCCGACGAGGAGAACGACGAUAAGAGCGGUGCGGAGCGGUCUGAUUCAACGCUUCAUCCACUGUGGAAAACGAGCCUCUGCUCCUACUUCAGGCGCCACGGUGCUUCCUGCAGCCAUGGCAGCGCGUGCAGGUACGCGCACGGCGAGGGGGAGCUCCGCCAGAGGCCAGACGGUACGUGGGACCCAACGUCGGAGCGUGCCAAGAAGGUUAUGAGGAUGACGGAGGACGCUGGGAAAUGCGAGGAGGAGGAGGAAGAAGAUACUGAAAUUUUGAUCACUGAGCAGGUGAUGGACGAUGAUGCCGAUGAUGAUGGAAAUGGCGGCAACGGGAAUUGUGUUUUGGAUCCGUCUCUGAGUAAAUGUUUGGUGCAUACACCGAUAAGAUGGCAUACAGAUGAUCUGAAGAAGUUUCUCCGCGAUCAGGGGGUGCAAUUUAAGUUCGCCAAGAAAAAGAAAGGCAUGGCGGUUAGUUUUGUGACAUUUGAGAAUGCAGAGCACUUGCAGAGUGGCGUAGAGAUUUUGGAAGGAAAAUCCGUGGGUAACAAGAAGUUAAAGAUCGCCGAUUGCAUUCCCCGUUCAUGUGACAAGAAUAUCAAAUCGGCCAUGGAAAGUGGUGCUGGUGACAGCAGGAGCAGCAAUGAUGCGGUAAAAGUUAAAAGUGCCCGCGAAGCUGUGACUCCCCUUGCUCACCUGUCUUAUCCCGAACAGCUGGAACAGAAGAGGAGCUCUAUCAUGCAAAUGCUGAAAAAACUUACUAGGAAUGCCCGUAAAGCUUGUUCAAAUGGCAUUUCACUUCCAGAAUGGGUCCUUAAGUCUAGAGAAAUAGGUGGUCUUCCGUGCAAUCUAGAAGGUGUUAUGGAAUCACCGGUUAUAAACGGAUACCGGAACAAGUGUGAGUUCUCAAUUGGAUAUUCUGUGCAGGGGAAGCUUACUGCCGGAUUCAUGCUUGGAAACUUUAGGGAGGGUGUAACUGCAGUAGAGGAGCCAUUGGAUUGCCCCAACAUCUCUAGAAUUGCUUGCAAGUAUGCUUCAAUCUUUCAGGAAUUUCUGCAAAAUUCAACCUUCCCGAGUUGGAAUAGGUUUAAGAAUUGUGGGUUUUGGCGGCAGUUGACGGUUCGUGAAGGAAGAAAACCUGGUGGGUUUUCGGACGUUGCAGAUGUUGAAUCAAGCAUUGCUGAAGUUAUGCUCAUUGUUCAGGUUUGCACUUCUGGUUUUGACGAUGCAAAAAUAGCCUCUGAAUUUGAAAGAAUGGCAAAAGCAUUUGCUGAAGGAGCUAGAGCAAAUUCACCACUUCUGCCUCUAACAGCUUUGGUUAUCCAGGACCACCAAGGAAUAUCAAAUGUUGCGCCUGCAGAUGCUCCGCUGCGCUCACUGCUUAUUCCAAUGUCAGAUAAUGGAUCCAACCAAGAUCAAGCCAGCAAUGUCGUGACUGAAGCUCGGAUUCACGAUUAUAUCAACAACCUUCGGUUCAGUAUAUCUCCAACAGCAUUCUUUCAGGUCAAUACCAUUGCUGCGGAAAAGUUAUAUUCACUUGCUGGGGAUUGGGCUGGUCUUGAUCCCGACACCUUGCUUUUUGAUAUAUGCUGUGGAACUGGAACGAUUGGGCUUACGCUGGCUCAUCGUGUUGGUAUGGUUGUUGGCAUAGAAAUGAAUGCUUCGGCUGUGUCAGAUGCUGAAUGGAAUGCCAAGAUCAAUGGCAUUAGCAACUGCAAGUUCAUCUGCUCAAAGGCGGAAGAUGUGAUGGGUUCUCUACUGAAAGAGUACCUAGAUGUGCCCCCAGAGGAAGAACCCGAGCUUCCAACUAAUCCCGAUGAUGGUAACAAAGAUGAUUCAUCUGACGUUAAAGAAACACCAAAUCCCGAGCAUGAAAAUGGGAAAAACCUACCAGAAAGUUUGGGGAAAGAUCAGGAAGAACUCCAGGAAAAUGAGCACAAGAGUCCUUCCGCAGAAGCAGAAAAAUCUUCAAAACCUCAGUUCAGAAACGUAGUUGCAAUAGUCGACCCUCCACGUUCAGGCCUUCAUCCCAUUGUAAUUAAAGCUCUAAGAACCCAUCCACGUCUGCGGAGGCUCGUCUACAUCUCGUGCAACCCGGAAACCCUAGUGGCGAACGCCAUAGAGCUAUGCACGCCAUCUCCGGACAAGGCAGAGAAAGGGAACAAAGACAACAGAGGGUGGAGGAAAAUGAGCAGCGCUGGUUUGGCACGUCACAGAGCAAAGUCGAUGCCGGCUUCCGAGCCCUUCAGACCCAUCAAAGCCAUGGCCGUGGACCUCUUCCCUCACACCCACCACUGCGAAAUGGUUAUGCUUCUCGAGAGGUAAAAUCAUCAUAAUAUAGCACCGACCGACCAGAGCAGAGAGGACCAACAUACCAAAACCAUGUUUGCAUUUCCCCAUGUGGAUGAAAAUUUUAUCAGUGCAGAGAAGAUUAUGCACCCUUUGGUACUAAAUGAACCAAAUUUUGGAGAGUUCUUAAUAUGCUUUCAAAUUUAUUCAA
Tarenaya hassleriana is the source of this 2721-nucleotide messenger RNA. RefSeq names its product zinc finger CCCH domain-containing protein 24. NCBI's taxonomy places the organism in Eukaryota, Viridiplantae, Streptophyta, Magnoliopsida, Brassicales, Cleomaceae. Gene Ontology annotation, molecular function: RNA methyltransferase activity; nucleic acid binding; metal ion binding. Gene Ontology annotation, biological process: RNA processing. The coding region runs from base 96 to 2546 and encodes 816 amino acids. The record is from RefSeq and is a predicted model, not a curated record. The transcript has 14 exons.